AUGGGCUUCACAGUGAUGAACAGCCUGCGGAAUACGGUAGAACCAGGGAGAAACGGUUCCAAGAGAUUCCUCACCCUUCACCUAAACACUGUCUCUCUCGUCAGCUUGUAUGUCCCGACACUCUCUGUUACGUCGGACACCAAAGACGAGUUAUAUAAGCUGGCAGGCACCAUUAGCAGUAUCCCCAUCAAGGAAAUACUUGUUCCCCUGAACGUCUUCAAUGCCAGGAAACUCGCCGAACGUGUCUGCCUAGAGUCGCAGUGCAUUUUCCGAGCUGAAAGAUCAACGGUAGAAAUGUUGUUCUUCCUCCGCCAGGUCCAGGAAAAGUGCAGAGAACAGCAGAUGCCCCUGUACGUCGCUUUUAUCGAUCUCACCAAGACGUUCGAUCUCGUCAGCAGAGAAGGUCUUUUCAGAAUUCUGCCCACGAUUGGCUGCUCACCCAAGCUGCCGAGUUUGAUUGGGUACUUCCACAGCGAUAUGCAAGGGACUGUGGCGUUCAAUGGCAGUACAUCUGAGCCCUUCAAUAUCUGCAUGGUUGCGUCCUCUCAUCGGGAUUUGCUUCGCUCUAAAACAUCUCUUUGUCUGGUUCUCAAUCUAUCUAUCUAUCUAUCUAUCUAUCUAUCUAUCUAUCUAUCUAUCUAUCUAUCUAUCUAUUGUAGUCUCUUCAUAACUGUCUACCUGUCGUUAUCUAUCUAUCUAUCUAUCUAUCUAUCUAUCUAUCUAUCUAUCUAUCGUACCUAUCUAAUAUCUAUCUAUCUACCUAUAUCUAUAUAUAUCUAUAUCUAUCUAUCUAUCUAUCUAUCUAUCUAUCUAUCUAUCUAUAUAUAUAUAUAUAUAUAUAUAUAUACAUAUAAUACCUAUCUAAGUCUGUUUUUUCAUUAUCUAUUUAUCUGUCUAUCUAUCUAUCUAUCUAUCUAUCUAUCUAUCUAUCUAUCUAUCUAUCUGUGUACAUUUUCAUUUUGUUUUAAUUUUCUUCUUAUUAACUUAUUUUUCUUUUCUUUUCAUUUUUUUUUUAAAUAUUUUCUUUGCUUUCUUCAUUCACUGAUUUAUUUUUCUUUUUCAUUCCUUCUUUCACUUCUUUUUUUAUUUUUCUCUUUCAUUACUUUCGGCUGUAUUGAGUCGCAUUUGAAUACUUCGAGGUAUUUGUAG
Molecule: messenger RNA, 1149 nt
Organism: Acanthosepion pharaonis
Lineage: Eukaryota; Metazoa; Mollusca; Cephalopoda; Sepiida; Sepiidae
Source: the annotation of a GenBank genome assembly